Messenger RNA from Heteronotia binoei (common prickly gecko), 3943 nucleotides. It is a transcript of the gene RIPOR1, whose product is annotated as RHO family interacting cell polarization regulator 1. The record is from RefSeq and is a predicted model, not a curated record. NCBI's taxonomy places the organism in Eukaryota, Metazoa, Chordata, Lepidosauria, Squamata, Gekkonidae. The transcript is spliced from 22 exons. Bases 34 to 3096 code for a protein of 1020 amino acids.
CAGACCAGGGGAUGCUCUGAGCUCAGCUUCAGGAUGAAAAGGAAACGCAAAGGGAGACCCUCCCGGUGGAACUCGACAAUGUCGCUCUCGGCGCGGCCCCAGCGACGCAGCCUGGCCGUCAGGAUCAAUAGGAGCCAGUCGUUUGCAGGCGUCAAUUCUACCCAGGACAAAGGCUACAGGAACUACCCUGCAUUCACCCCGACUGUCUCCCGGAAAGCUAGCUCCAGAGUCAGUAGGAUGUUUUCAAUGUCUCACAAAUCACCUCCACCCAAGGUGCCCCAGCCAGAGCGACUUGAUGAGGUAUACGAAGCUCUCAAGAAAGGAAUAACUGCUUACGUGGAGGUGCACCAGCUCGAGCUGGAAAAACUGAGCAUCCAAAUCCGUGAGUCCAAGAGGAAUUCUCGCUUGGGCUUCCUCUACGACCUUGAUAAGCAAGUCAAGUCAAUUGAGCGGUUCCUGCGCCGACUGGAAUUCCAUGCUAGCAAGAUAGAUGAGCUCUACGAAGCCUAUUGCAUCCAACGACGGCUCCGGGAUGGUGCCCAUAACAUGGUCAAGGCCUACACAGCUGCCUCACCUGGAAGCAAGGAAGCCCGUGAGAGUUUGGCUGAAGCCAGCAAAGGUUAUAAAGAAUAUACAGAGAACAUGUGCCUGUUGGAGAGUGAACUGGAGGGUCACCUGGGAGAGUUCCAUAUCAAGAUGAAAGGACUGGCCGGCUUUGCUAGACUCUGCGCUGGGGACCAAUAUGAGAUCUUCAUGAGGUACGGACGCCAGCGAUGGAAGUUGCGCGGACGUAUUGAAGCCAACAACAAACAAGUGUGGGACAGCGAGGAGAUGGUCUUCCUCCCCCUCAUCACAGAAUUCUUGUCCAUCAAGGUGACAGAGCUCAAGAGCCUGGCCAGUCAUGUUGUCGUGGGGAACGUCUCUUGUGAAACCAAGGAUCUGUUUGCAGCUCUUCCCCAGGUGGUGGCUGUGGACAUCAAUGACUUGGGCACCAUCAAGCUGAGCCUGGAGGUCAACUGGAACCCCUUCGACAAGGAAGACCAGCCAUCUGCAAGCACCAUGAACAAGACUUCCACGGUCAACAAGAGACUCUCCAUGUACAACCAGAGCCCGCCUGACACGCCCUCAAUGCGUGAACAGGCCUUUUAUAAUAUGCUGCGGCAACAGGAGGAGUUGGAGAACGGGGCGGCCUGGUCCAUAUCUUCAGAGUCGUCCGACGAUUCUUCCAGCCCGCAGCUGUCCGGAAGCUCCCGCCACAUGUCUCCCCGACCUGUCGUGCAACCCGCGGUGCAAGCCGCCGCGCCCGCCAUAGAAAUUGCCUUUACGCAGCCCGAGGACAAAGAGCCAUCAGCUCUGCAGGAGGAGGUGGCGAUGGUAGCCAACGGCCACGUGCCCUACGCCCGGACUCUUAGCCAGAUCAGCGAGGCCAGUGUGGACCUGCCGGUUGCAGAGGACAGAGAAUGCGCUGUCCCUCAAGAGAGAAGUCCUGGGGUCUUCCCGGGAAUGAACUUUUUGGCCCAAGGCACGGCCUCCAUGCUCGACACCCGGAUUGGCGAGUGUGAGGAGGAGGAGGAGGAGGAGACCGAGUUUGCCGGGGCAGCUAGUGUGGCAGUGGAGAAAAAUGAGGACAUUGUUAGUCAGAGCCAGGAAGCUCCAGAGCCUAAACCCUCAUUGACUGAGCCCAAGCCUGACUCAAUGGAUCUGCAGCCAGUGGGAGUCUUGGAGAUGCCAAGACCCAAAGCUGUAGAUUGUGGACUCGAGGAGGCUAUUGGCGUUCUGGCCUCAGCUCUGGAUGACUACCGGGGACAGUUCCCUGAGCUACAGACCCUGGAGCAGGAGCUGAAGCAUCUAGAAAUGAUUCUCUUGCAAAAGCAAGGGAGAUGCCUGAGCCGGGCUUCCAGCACCAGCCUGACGGUGGAACACGCGCUGGAAAGCUUCAGCUUCCUCAAUGCUGCUGAGACAGAUGAUUCGGAGGGAGACGAAGAAGGGCGAGCCAGUAGUGCACAGCCUGUGCCUUUGAACAGGGUACCAGGAUCUGGUGAUGCUGCUGGCGAAGAAACAGCAGGGUGCUUUCCCUCAGAGAGCAGUCCGGAACCCAUGAGCACGGGCAGCGAGUUCCUCGACAGGGCCGUGGUUCUGCAUUUGAAUUACUGCAAUGGCCUGCUGCUGAAACUUGGCAAUUUUGGACCACUGCGCUGCCGGGAAAUGUAUGCGCUCGACAGGCUGGCUAGGGAAGCUCAAGUCCUGGAGAUGGUCUGCCGCCUGGUGGAAGAACGGUCAGGGACAGCCAAUUCUGCUGAGGAAGUGGUUCAGUACUCCACACGGAAGGAGGGGGUGUUACCCUUCUGGGAUAGCUGCGUGAGCAUCCCUAAUGUGUAUACCUGCCCUGUGGAGCGGUUCCUAAAGACACUAAGCUCUCAAUACAUGGCACGAAUCAACGAACGGCAGCAAGGCCUGGCAGAUGCAGUGGGCGUGAAACUGGUGGAAGAGCUUCUGCAGCGCAGGCUGCCCAGGCGCCAGGGAGGCUGCCAAGCAGAGCAGGUGACCGUCUUCCAGUACUGGAGCCACUUCGAGACUCUGCCCACGUCAACGCUGGACUCCUACAUCUUGGAGUUGGCAGAGGAAGUGCUGCUAGCCCAGAACCUGAACUCUGACGACCAGGAUGUGGUCCUGAAGGCUUUGAAGCGCAUGCCUGAGAGCCGGCUCCGCAAGGAUGGGCUGAAGGCAUUGAGCCUCCUGCUUGUGGAAGGAAACAGCAAAGUCGUUGGGGCCGUGUCAGCGCAACUGCGUACCUUGUCGGAGAACCCUGGCUUCCGGGAGAGGGCCCUGGUGAGUUACCUUGAACAGCUGGAGGACGAAGAAGUGCAAACACGAAUUGCUGCUUGUGCAGCUUUGGGCUGCCUUAAGGCCAAGGAGAGUAUUGAGCAGCUGGUGUACGUGUGCCAAACUGAUAAGGAGACUGUGCGGGAAGCAGCCAAACAGAGCUUGAUGCUGUGUGGGGAAGAUGGAAAAUCCGCUCACCGACGGCUGGAAGAAUCCCUCGAUAGCCUGCCACGGAUCUUUGCCCCGGGCGGCAUGGCCAGCACUGCGUUCUGAAGGACUGCUGCGCUUGACUACCUGUGGAUCUGUUCAGGACUCAGAACCUUGCAUGCCGUAACAUCAAUUGUGUCAUGCAGGCUCGGGGCCAAGCCGGCGUGCCAAUGGCUGGGCAGUUCCUUGCCCCUCCAGCAUGCCUACACAGCCCCGCAUGCUGCCUUAUGCGGAGGAUGCCUUUUGGGUAGGACCUCCCCCCCACUCCAUUGGUUGCUGCAAUCGCAGAGUUGACUUGAGCACAGGAUGGUUGAAACAGUUCCUUGUGACCUGGAUUUUCUAUAGAGGCCUGCUGGGUUGGGAGGGAACGAGAAUUUGGGUGCUGUGUUGUUAGCUGGGGGUCUGGCACCCUGCAGCUGCAGAGAAGCUAUUGUGUGUAUGUGUUGUUAGCUCUGCCAUCUCCUUUUGAGCACAUUCAGCUCCCACUUCGACAGGUGGGGGGCAUUUUUCUGCUAUCAGUGGCUUGCCCCCCCCCCCCCCCCGAACAGCAAGUUCCUCUGUUCUGAAGUGGGCUGGGAGAGUACUAAAGUUAUAGAAGGAGGAGUUAUGGGAGGAGAGAAAAGGGAAAGGUUGUUUUUAAUGAAUGGUGCCAUGGAAAACAAGACGUGGAUAGGCCAAUUCUGCCUCCUUUGAGGCUUUUAUUAUUUUUAUUUACAAUUUGGGGGGGAAGUGCAAACAAAUGAAAGCGAAAGUCCCUUUUCUAUUAAAAAAGAAUCCUCUAUAAAUUAAUCUAUAUAUCUACACAGAUAUAUAAAUAUAUUAAAUAUAUAUAUAUGUAUGUAUGUAAUGUAAUUACUGAGAGUUCUUGGCUAAUUUUUGAUUUGAAGCCUGAAAUAAAAAGUUUGAGAAAGUC